Plectropomus leopardus (leopard coralgrouper) is the source of this 963-nucleotide messenger RNA. RefSeq names its product olfactory receptor 8G17-like. Gene Ontology annotation, cellular component: membrane. NCBI's taxonomy places the organism in Eukaryota, Metazoa, Chordata, Actinopteri, Perciformes, Serranidae. Gene Ontology annotation, molecular function: G protein-coupled receptor activity; olfactory receptor activity; odorant binding. Gene Ontology annotation, biological process: detection of chemical stimulus involved in sensory perception of smell; G protein-coupled receptor signaling pathway. The record is from RefSeq and is a predicted model, not a curated record.
CAUUUCAGGUCGAUGGAAAACUACACCUACAACAGCCCCACACUGCAGCUGGAGGGAUUUAAGGUCACAAAGGACACCAUGUACCUGAUCUUUUCCUCGUUCCUUAUCUCCUACAUUCUUAUAAUGGUUUUGAAUAUUGGCAUCACGGUUCUAAUUAUCACUGACAAAACCCUUCACGAGCCCAUGUAUCUCCUUUUUUGCAACCUGUCGGUCAGUGACAUCGUUGGAAGUACUCAUAUUGUGCCUCGUUUGAUUCGGGAUAUCUUGCUGCCGCCCUCUGAGCGUCUCAUCACUUAUUAUGAGUGUGUGGUCCAAGCUUUCAUCACACAGUUGUUCGGCACCACGUCCCACACCGUGCUCAUGAUUAUGGCGUUUGACAGAUACGUGGCCAUCUGUGACCCGCUGCGUUAUCCUUCAAUAAUGACCAACAGGAUGGUGAUCAAGCUGACGGCGUCCGCCUGGGGAGUGGCGUUUGUUUUGGUCGGGAUUCUGCUGGGUUUGACCAUACGGCUGAACCGGUGCAGGACUCUGAUCACAAACCCUUACUGUGACAACGCCUCGCUGUUUAAACUGUCCUGUGAGAGCGUGUUCAUUAAUAAUGUUUACGGCCUCACCUUCACCGUCGUCCUGUUCACAGCUUCUAUCGGCACGAUGGUCCUCACCUACACUAAGAUCACAGUCGUCUGUCUCACCAGUAAGAACAAGUCUUUGAACAGCAAAGCUCUGAAGACCUGCAGCACUCACCUGCUUGUGUAUCUGAUUAUGGUGUUUAAUGGGAUGUCUAUUAUUACACUUCACCGCUUCCCUCAGUACUCUGACUACAGAAAACUCUGCACCAUUUUGUUUCACAUCAUUCCUGGAAGUCUAAACCCCAUCAUUUAUGGCCUGCAGUCCAAAGAGGUAAAUAAGUUUUUGUCAAAGUGCUGUAAGUCCAAGAAGGUUUUGCCAUCAUUAAAAAAGUAG